Symbiodinium sp. CCMP2592 is the source of this 1473-nucleotide messenger RNA. Lineage: Eukaryota; Dinophyceae; Suessiales; Symbiodiniaceae. The record is from the annotation of a GenBank genome assembly.
AUGCGCCACCCCAUAGUGGAGAGCCUUCUUGCCUCAGGAGCUACGUUGGAGACGGAAGGAAGCACGGCUCUCUGCUGCGCCUGCAGCGUGGACAACGUGGAAGUGGCGACCUCGUUGAUCUCUGCUAGAGCAGAUGUCAAGCGCCGAGACUGGGACAUGGACUCUCCUUUGCUCAUUGCCGCGUCGAUGGGUUCGAGAUCGAUGGUGCGGCUUCUGCUGCGAAAUGCGGCGGACGCUUCUCAGGAGGAUGCCAAAGGUCGCGGUCCCAUCGAAAGGUGCUUCAUAGAUUCUUCGAUCGGUCCGGUAAUCUCUUUGCUGCGAGCCGGUGCUACAGUGCGACCUUACACGGAGAACUUUCAUCUGCUUCAUCAAGCCGCUGAAAGAGGCAGUCUGAACUGGGUGACGUGUUUGGUGCGGGCGCGAGCUAGCCCCCAGGCUCGUGACGAACUCGGGCAUCUUCCCCUCGACGUGGCACUGCGCUUGUCCGGUUUCGAGCGUCGGGUCGACGAGGAGUCGACGGUCGCAGCCGCCGUCAUGGUCUGCGAUCGCGCGGAGUUCUCUAUGGCGACGGCACUGAUGCAGCUUUGGCAACAGCCCAUGACGGACCAGUUGCGCGAGCAGCACCUGCGACUGUGGACAUCGGCGCUAGCCAUGAUCGGUACAUUCUUCGAGAACGGGUGGGUGCUCUGGGAUGCGCAACCUGAAAACUACGGCGUGGACGAGGCAGGCUACGAGCGGAUGCGGUUCUUGAGGGUCGCGACCAUCCAGGAGAAAAGCUGUGAUCCCAAUCACGCUGAAGGCCAGCUGCUGUACAAGAUCAUGAAGCGCUUUUGCGGGGCAACAGUCCAGUUGCUGACAAGGGGAGGCAGUCAUCCAACGUGGCAGACAUGGCUGCAGCCGCUUUUCCAAACCAUGUGUCGACGGUACUUCGGUCCAGAAGCUGUCGACGCUUUGGCAGGGACUGAGGUGGACGAGGGGCCGAUGGUCGCCGCCGCCGUCCUGGUCUGCGAUCGCGUUGAGAUCUCUAUGACGACGGCACUGUUGCAGCUGUGGCAACAGCCCAUGACGGAGCAGUUGCGCGAGCAGCACCUGCGACUGUGGACAUCCGCGCUCGCCAUGAUCGGCACAUUCUUCGAGAACGGGUGGGUGCUCCGGGAUGCGCAACCUGAAAACUACGGCGUGGACGAGGGAGACUACGAUGGGAUGCGGUUCUUGGACGCCGGGGCCAUGGAGAGGAGAAGCCUUAGUCCCAAUCACCUUGAAGGCCAGCUGCUGUACAAGAUCAUGAAGAUUUGUUGCAGGGCAACAGUCCAGUUGCUGACAAGUAGAGACAUUCAUCCAACGUGGCAGACAUGGCUGCAGCCGCUUUUCCAAACCAUGUGUCGACGGUACUUCGGUCCAGAAGCUGCACCUGUUUGGGGUGAUCAACUGUUUUGGUCGAGGACGGGUGCUUGCUGGACAUUAAAUCCUUAA